AACGCAAUCCAAGAAAUGGCUUAUCUUCCUAGUAAUAUUACAUUAUUAGGAACAUUCCUAGUAAUAAUUUUAUUUUUCACAAACCACAGAAUUACUUUAGGGUUUGGAGCUUCUAAUACAACUGAUUCACCAGCUGGUUUUCUUGAAUGCCUUACCGUUGAGUUACAAAGCUCCAACUCAGCAACGAGUCACCUGAUUUACACACCCAAUAAUUCAUCAUACGCAACUCUUAUUCAAAUUGAAAAUCAAAGACCGGCGGCUACCUUCCCGGAGAAGCCUCUUCUCAUUUUCACCCCUUUUUACGAGCACCAAAUCCGAUUGGCGAUUCACUGCUCCAAGAAACUCGGAGUGGAGAUCCGACUCAGAAGCGGCGGCCAUGACUACGAAGGUCUUUCUUCCGCCUCCGAGGUUACCUUCAUGGUCGUGGACUUGAGAAACCUACGCGCCGUAAAAAUCGCCUCCAACGAGAAAACCGCCUGGGUUCAAGCCGGCGCAACCCUCGGUCAACUCUACCACACCCUAGCCCAGAAAAGCAGGACUCUUGCUUUCACCGCCGGAGUUUGCCCCACGGUCGGCGUUGGCGGCCACAUCAGCGGGGGAGGAUAUGGCAUGAUGUCCCGCAAGCAUUCUCUUGCCGCGGACAACAUCGUGGAUGCCAGAGUAAUGAACUCCGAUGGGCAAAUCUUGAACCGCCGGUCAAUGGGGGAGGAUCUGUUCUGGGCCAUAAGAGGCGGCGGAGGUACUAGCUUCGGGAUUGUCCUCGCCUUUAAAGUAAACCUAGUCACCGUCCCGGAAACCUUGACGGUUUUCAACGUCACAAGAACUUCCGAACAAAACGCAACCCAGCUAGUGCACAGGUGGCAGUACAUCGCCGACAAGGUCGACGAGAAUCUUCUGCUCAGACUCUUCUUGAGAAGCGUUACAUCUCCGGUCACCGGAAACCGGACAGUUAUUGCUUCUUUCACAACCUUGUACCUAGGUGGAGUUCAGGAUCUUCUGCCAUUGAUGAAACAGCAAUUUCCAGAGCUAGGGUUAGUGGAGAAAGAUUGUACGGAAAUGAGUUGGAUAGAAUCGGUACUCUUUUUCGCAGGUCUGCAAAACAAGCCCCUCGACGUUUUGCUAGAAACAGCUCCCCCGAGUAGACAAUAUUUCAAAGGAAAAUCAGACUAUGUGCAAGAGCCAAUUCCAUUAGAUGGGCUCCAAGGAAUAUGGAGAUUCAUGCACGAAGAAGAUGAAAUGGGAAGUCGGUUGGAAUUGAGCCCAUACGGAGGUGUGCUGAAUAGUUUCUCGGAAUCUGAAACACCGUUCCCACAUCGAUCCGGUAACAUUUUCAUAAUUGAGUAUGGUGUAUAUUGGCAUUCUUCAAAAGGAAAUAAUGAAGAACAAGGAGAUCAAAAGCAUAUAAAAUGGAUGAGGAGACUCUACAGUUACAUGGCCACUUACGUGUCGAAAAACCCUAGAGCUGCUUAUAUCAAUUACAGGGAUCUUGAUUUGGGGAUGAAUAACAACUCAGCUGGAAAUACUACAACCUGCUAUGAACAGGCUAGGGUUUGGGGGAUGAAAUAUUUCAAGAACAAUUUCCAAAGAUUAGUUCGUGUCAAGACUAAGGUUGAUCCAACAAACUUUUUCAGAAACGAGCAAAGUAUUCCACCCUAUGCCGCCAUAUCUGUGUACUCGUCCUGAUUGAAGGAUCGAUUUCGUAGUUUUUUUUUUUUUUUUUUUUUUUUUUUUUUAAAUCAGAAUUAAGCUAGUUCAUUAAGUGGUGCUAAUAAAGAUGUUUGCAUGCAUGCAUCAUGAAUAAUGUUUAAUGUUGAUUUAAGUAGUCUGUCAUUGCGUAGCUUCUAAGGUGAGAUAGCUAAAUGGAUAAGCUUUUCAUUCCUUCUUUACAAUUUAGUCGUGUGUUUUA
Molecule: messenger RNA, 1906 nt
Organism: Erythranthe guttata (spotted monkey flower)
Lineage: Eukaryota; Viridiplantae; Streptophyta; Magnoliopsida; Lamiales; Phrymaceae
Source: RefSeq, a predicted model, not a curated record